Penicillium concentricum is the source of this 1098-nucleotide messenger RNA. RefSeq lists its product as uncharacterized. Lineage: Eukaryota; Fungi; Ascomycota; Eurotiomycetes; Eurotiales; Aspergillaceae. The coding region runs from base 1 to 1098 and encodes 365 amino acids. The transcript has 5 exons. The record is from RefSeq and is a predicted model, not a curated record.
AUGUCGGCUUCGACAUGGGCUACGGAUGUGAGCCCUCCUCUUACGACGGAUAAUGACCAUAACCAUAGUGGACUGGUUGUUGUCAUCACCGCGGUCACCUUGUGUCUGGUUUUGUUUUCUCUCGCAGCGCGCAUCUACUCUUCGCAACAUAGGGAUAGUCUGCAGCGAGAUGAUUACACAUUUGGGGCUCUCGUGCUUGCAGCAAUUUUCCAGAUUAUAAUUGUGUUUUGUCAGGUCCACUACGGGUGGGGAACUCCCAUCGAUGGCCUCGAGGCCACAAGCAAAGAGCAAAUGUUGAAGAUAGUAUAUUCUGCCGAUAUUCUCUCCAUUAUUGUGCUCGGUCUUUCAAAGAUUACAGCCUGCAUUUUUUAUAAUGGCCUAUUCUCCAGGAUACAACGUCAAGUAUCCUACGUCGUCCUUCUAGUAAUGAUCGCGUGGACAAUACUAUCCGUGUUUCUGCUGGGAAUUCGGUGUUCUUCUAAUCCCUGGUCCGAAAUCAGCACCACUGAGUGUAGCGGAUUGCGUCCCCGCUGGGAAGCCAUUACGGCCCUCGACAUUUCUACCGAGAUUGUACUUCUUAUAUACGCGGCACUUGCAAUCCAUGAAGUCAGAAUCUCGACAAAGAAGAAGAUCAUCGUGCUUUGCGCUCUCGAGAGUCGGAUAUUGCUCAUUCCCAUGGCGGCAGUUCGUCUACACUUCAUCCUAGUCCAGCUCUCCUCGGAGGAUCCAACUCUCCUCGGGUCCUUUGCCACGGUUACAACGGAGAUAUACAUGGGGCUAAGUGCCUGCUGCCUCUUGACGGCCUUUCUCAAGUCCUUCGUUGCAGUCUACGAGGACGAGAUUGGGAUAACGUAUACGUAUCGGAGGCCGUCGAAGUCCGAGUCUCGGUCGAUAACUACUACGUCGAAGGAUACACCGUCUCACAGGCUCCCCCGUAGUGUGAGAACAGAGCGAGGAGUAAAGGGCUGGGAGCGAGAUGAAGAUCCGAUCAUCGAAUCAUCUGAGGGUAUUCAAGGGUUACAAAUUAUGAAAACUGUACAUUAUAGCGUGCGAGACGAGUCUAUAGAGCUACCGGAGCGAGGGGCUACAGGUAUCUAA